UUUUUUUUUUUUCGUACGUACUUAUUAUUCAUGACCCAUGAUGACCGAUUUGGGAUGGAUUCAGACAAUGACGAUGAAGCUAUUGAAUUUGCGACAUAUGUAGAAAGUGACGAUGAUGACGAAGAUCCUUUUUAUAUGGCGGAACACAAUAAAAAAUCAAGUACUCUCUCAUUCCAAAGAUUAUCAUGUUCACCUGUACAGUUACUUCGAUUCAUGGUACCAACUCUAUGUAUUCUUAUUAUAAUUGUUUAUACUACGGUUAUUGGUGUGCUGACCCACAAACGAAGAAACCCAGUGUAUCCCUGAUAUGACCAGAAGAGGACUAUCCCUCUACCCAAUUCACUCUUUUUACUGUCCCUUAUAGAAAACUCUCUCUCUCUCUCUCUACUGUCUCGAUCAUUGUUGUUUCAUGAUUUGUAAAUAUUCCUAUCCUUUUUUUAGUUUACCCUGUCCACAUUCUUUAGCUUUUACACAAUUUUUAUUAUAUCUGAUUGAUUUGAUGAAUGAAUGAAUAAAUAAAAAAAAUGAUAUUGAUGUGAUCAUGAUUAAAUUUUC
Molecule: messenger RNA, 555 nt
Organism: Halteromyces radiatus
Lineage: Eukaryota; Fungi; Mucoromycota; Mucoromycetes; Mucorales; Cunninghamellaceae
Exons: 2
Coding region: 31-306 (91 amino acids)
Source: RefSeq, a predicted model, not a curated record